AUGUAUAUAUUGACAUUGGGUGUCAUUUUUUUUCCCCAGGUGAUCAGCUGCAACAAGAACAUAUGUACGCUUCAGAUAACAGAUACAACAGGAAGCCAUCAGUUCCCAGCCAUGCAACGACUAAAUAUUUCAAAGGGUCACGCAUUCAUCCUGGUAUACUCCAUUACAAGCAAGCAGAGUUUAGAAGAGAUCAAACCGAUCUUUCAGGUGAUCAAAGAGGUGAAAGGGGACAUAGAAGGCAUACCAAUUAUGUUAGUAGGUAACAAAUGCGACGAGACUGAAAGUAGAGAAGUGGAAAAUCAAUAUGGAAUGGAUCAGGCUAAAAAAUGGGGCUGCGGUUUUAUGGAAACUUCAGCGAAAACUAAUUACAACGUUAAAGAAUUAUUCCAAGAAUUGCUGAACAUGGAGAAAAAAAGGACCGUGAGCCUACAAUUGGACACGAAAAAGACGAAAUCUGAGCUACGAAAAGAGAAAUUGAAGGGCAAAUGUUUGUUAAUGUGAUUCUUCAGGUGCAAACAAACAAAAAAAAAAAAAAA
Messenger RNA from Centruroides sculpturatus (bark scorpion), 536 nucleotides. RefSeq names its product GTP-binding protein Di-Ras2-like. NCBI's taxonomy places the organism in Eukaryota, Metazoa, Arthropoda, Arachnida, Scorpiones, Buthidae. Gene Ontology annotation, biological process: signal transduction. Gene Ontology annotation, cellular component: plasma membrane. The coding region runs from base 1 to 501 and encodes 166 amino acids. The record is from RefSeq and is a predicted model, not a curated record. The transcript has a single exon. Gene Ontology annotation, molecular function: GTPase activity; GTP binding; GDP binding.